UUCGGCGCGCCAAGUGUUCCAUUGAACUGCGUACUGUUUCAAAAUAUUAUCUGUAUCCUAUGCUGUAAAAGUAGAUUUCUUUUAUCUGAUGCCAUUUUCAUCCUGCGUGAGUUGAGGAGGAAGUCACAGGUGUCACAAAACUAAAUGUGCUACGAUGGAAGAUACAGCUCAACUUGUGGCAGUAUGUCCUCCGGGAUCAGAGAAUAUUUAUCAGUAUUUGAAAAGGCAGAUGCCCCUUACAACAGAAGGCAAUGCUACUAUGGUGAUGGAGUUUCCCGAUGUUGAACCGGCUCCACCCCCCUGCGACCAUUCCAAAGGACAGAGCAAGACCCAACAUGCUGUCAUUGAUGCCUUCCGUCAGAAAUGUAGUAUGCUAAAUCGAGAUGAACUUGCUGCAGCUCUCAUGGUUCCAAGUAAAGAGAUGUUUGGUUCGUCACUGCAAGACGUGGUGACAUGUGUAGGGUGUAGAAGAAGUAUGGAGGAAAUGUUCACAAGGUUAAGAGACCAGAAACACAUUCACGUAUUAGAGCCACUGGUUAUCACUCCAAACUCUGAGCUUUCCGUCACGUCCUGUACGCUCUACGACUUCCGCAUGCUGUAUAACAUUCUCUACGUACAAAGAGAUAAACGGAAACAGCUUUUAGAAAGUUUGCAAAAAAACAAGAAGCGACGGUGUCCGCUCCACUCACUAGAUAAUCAUAAAACAAAGCAAAUAUCAGUAUGGAUAGAUGUAUGGGAGGUGAUGAAGAAACCAUGUCGAGAAGAAGUAACCAUGCUAUCACAAAAAGGGCUCUUACAAAUCACAGAGAGUUACCUCCAAAAGCACAGAUUCUGCACAGACUGCAAAGCGAAGGUCAUGACAGCUUUCAACAUUCUAUUUGGCGACAUCAAGCCAUGCUCGGAGAAGGGUUACAAUCCAGCGGUGUACGAGGGACUGAGACUGUGCAGGGAGGAGAAGCAUGUUCACCUGUCCACAGAUACAGACUUUGUUGCUAGGCUGAUCAGCAGGGCUGAACCAGACCUACAUGGAGUACGUCGUGAGCGCCAUGCCAAGACCAUUGACAUCGCCCAGGAGGAGGUGUUGACGUGCCUUGGCCUCUAUCUCUUUGAGAAGCUGCAGAAGAUCUACCAGAAGCUCAAGGCAGAGGAACGAACUUGGGACCUGCUCCUCACCUUCGGCAAGAACAAGCUUCAAAAGGCCUUUGAGAUGGCACUAGAAGCCAAGGAAGGCAUGUCCAAAUUAGAACUGGUGUGUGAAGAAAUCACAGAGGCAGACAGGGCCAAGAGGGAGAAGAAAGAGCAGAAGAAACUCAAGAAGAAAGCCCGCAAGAAAAAUAAAGGAAACAGCUCACCGGAAUCGGAGAAGAAUGCCGGUCAAAGGUCAGAUGUCGUCAUGAAGGAAGUGGAGGUCACCAUCGUCCCUCAGGAAGGGUCACAAGAAAGUGUUUAUGAGUGUGAUCGUCACAGCGACCUCAACGAUAACACAGCGAACUUAGAGUGCAGCACGUGUUCUCUGAGCCAAGGCGAUGCCGUCCAUCAUCUGUCCACCUACCGUACGGACAACGGAGACUAUUCCAGCGGGGUGGAGUGCGGGGAGGAUUGCGGCCAGAGCUCCCGGGAGAGCUCAGAGGUGGCUUGGUCUGAAGGCAUGUGUAAUCAUUGCAAUGAUGAUAUCAUGCAAGGUGAUGAUGAGAUCUGUGAGGACUGUGAGGACUGUGAGGUCAACCAGGGCAAUGGGGACGCCAUGGUCAAGGGAAGGGGCAAGUGCAACGGGGGUCAACCCCUACCAACGACACCUUGUCCACACUCAGAGAUUCAAGAAGACGGGGAGGUAACUCGCAGGUACAGAAAAUAUGUCAGUGCGCUGAUGAAGACCAACUUAGAAGAGCCGUGGGUUGGACGAGCAGGUUACAGGACAUGCUUAUAGAGCCUGAGUCUGUGUUAGCCGAGGAGGAGGAGGUUCACAUCUCCCAGGAGGAGAUCCGAGACUUCCGUGCCAAUCACAAAUCCGUUCACCGGCAGCGCCAGCAGCUCCGGGCCAAACUCCAACAGCGCUUCAACCGACGCUUCCAGGGGCGGGAACUACCCUUGUGUGCUACAGACUAUCGGCUGGGUCAGCUCACUAUCGCUGUCGAUUAAAUCAUCAGAGGUUCAUCAUGUUGGGAUAGAGUUCACUACAAAACAAA
Strongylocentrotus purpuratus (purple sea urchin) is the source of this 2186-nucleotide messenger RNA. RefSeq names its product gametogenetin-binding protein 2 (gene ggnbp2). The record is from RefSeq and is a predicted model, not a curated record. Lineage: Eukaryota; Metazoa; Echinodermata; Echinoidea; Camarodonta; Strongylocentrotidae. Gene Ontology annotation, cellular component: nucleus; cytoplasm. The coding region runs from base 155 to 1927 and encodes 590 amino acids. The transcript has 14 exons.